UUCUCAACGAAUCUUCAUUUUUAAUGGAGAAUGGUUAUGGGACCAGUGUUCCUGACAGUGCUGCUGAUGAAAUGACAGAGGCAGAAUAUCUGAAUACUCAAAUGAUAGAGUCAGAUUACCUGGCAAAUUUUGGUUUGAAUGUUUCGGACCAGUCUGCGAUGUAUACUCCGUGGGGCAUGCCUGCUGCUCAUGGGCCUUGGAUCCCAUUAACGGCAGUGGCUGCUACUGCUGAAUAUGAGAGAGUGGUUAAAGUCAAAACUGGUAACGAUCUUCUCAAGUUCGUGCUCCCCAAUCCAACCAUGGACAAUUUGAAGGCUCAAGUCUUAAAGAGAAAGCCUGAAUUAGCAGCUGAUGUCCUAAAGUUCAUGUACAAAGAUGAAGAAGGUGAAAUGAUCACUAUAACUUCUGAUGAGGAUUUGCAUUUCUGCUCACAAUAUUUCAAGUCAUCAACUUCGAUCAGAUUAUCACUUGUUGCAAAUGAUAAUCACUAAAGCUGCGCAUGCGAAUGAAUUCGAAGGCCGGUUUUGUUUACUGUACGUGUGUA
This is a messenger RNA of Ipomoea nil (Japanese morning glory), 544 nucleotides long. RefSeq lists its product as uncharacterized. The coding region runs from base 24 to 491 and encodes 155 amino acids. The record is from RefSeq and is a predicted model, not a curated record. Gene Ontology annotation, molecular function: protein binding. The transcript is spliced from 2 exons. NCBI's taxonomy places the organism in Eukaryota, Viridiplantae, Streptophyta, Magnoliopsida, Solanales, Convolvulaceae.